This is a messenger RNA of Arabis nemorensis, 3099 nucleotides long. The record is from the annotation of a GenBank genome assembly. Lineage: Eukaryota; Viridiplantae; Streptophyta; Magnoliopsida; Brassicales; Brassicaceae.
AUGAAGACACAAAUACUUACCUUCAUUUUUCUCCUACAAAUUGCUUUCACUAUUAGCCUCCAUUUCCACCCACUCGAUCCCUUAACUCCCCAAGAAAUCAACAAAACAAGCUCCAUCAUCAAGAAAUCUCAUUUAGGCAAUCUCAAAGAUCUCACAUUUCACUACCUCGAUCUCGAAGAACCAAACAAAAGCCACGUCCUCCAAUGGCUACACUCCAAAUCCACCAAGAAACCACCACCACGUCGUCGCUCACUCGUUGUAGUUCGAGCCGGUGGUCAAACCCACGAGCUAAUCAUCGACCUAACAACUAACAAAAUCGCAUCCUCACGAAUCUACACCGGUCAUGGCUUCCCUCCAUUCACAUUCAUAGAGCUAUUCAAAGCAAGCAAGCUUCCUCUAACUUACCCUUCCUUCGCAAAAUCGAUUCUUGAUCGAUCCUUAAACAUCUCCGAGGUUUCUUGCAUACCUUUCACAGUUGGUUGGUACGGAGAAACCACCACGAGACGUGAACUCAAAGCUUCUUGCUUUUACAGAGAUGGAUCGAUCAACGUUUUCACAAGACCCAUCGAAGGAAUCACAAUAACUAUAGACGUUGACUCAAUGAAAGUCGUCAAAUACUCAGACAGAUUCCGUAAGCCUCUCCCUGAUUCAAAAGGUAACGACUUUCGAACCAAACACAAACCUUCCUCAUUCUCUUGCAACGUCUCCGACACAAGCUUCAAGAUUCUCGGCAAGAAAAUAAUCAAAUGGGAAAACUGGAAAUUCCACGUCGGAUUUAACGCAAGAGCAGGAAUCAUCAUAUCGACGGCUUCGGUUCUUGAUCCAAGAACCAAAAGAUUCAGAAGAGUGAUGUACAGAGGACACGUGUCAGAGACUUUUGUUCCGUACAUGGACCCAACUUACGAAUGGUACUUUCGUACGUUCAUGGACAUCGGAGAGUUUGGUUUCGGGAAAUCAGCGGUUAAUCUUCAGCCACUCAUCGACUGUCCUCAAAACGCUGCGUUUUUGGAUGGACACGUGGCGGGACCAGAUGGGACAGCUCAGAGGAUGAGUAAUGUGAUGUGUGUGUUUGAGAAAAAUGGUUUUGGUGCUUCUUUUAGACACACUGAGAUUAAUGUUCCAGGACAAGUGAUUACUAGUGGUGAAGGUGAUAUAAGUUUGGUGGUUAGAAUGGUGGCCACACUUGGAAACUAUGAUUAUAUUGUGGAUUGGGAAUUUAAAAAGAAUGGAGCUAUUAGAGUUGGGGUGGGUUUGACUGGAGUUUUGGAAGUAAAAGCGACGUCGUACACUUCAAACGAUCAAAUAACAGAAAACGUUUACGGGACACUAGUGGCGAAGAACACGAUCGCCGUUAACCACGACCAUUACCUAACGUACUAUUUAGAUCUUGACGUUGACGGUAACGGCAAUUCCUUGGUGAAAGCCAAACUUAAAACGGUAAGAGUAACGGACGUCAACAAAUCGUCAUCUCCGAGGAAGAGUUACUGGACGGUCGUUAGAGAAACGGCAAAAACAGAAGCUGACGGUAGAGUUCGGCUCGGCUCGGAGCCGGUUGAGCUGUUAAUAGUUAACCCACAAAAAAAGACGAAAAUAGGAAAUAUGGUUGGCUACCGGCUGAUACCGGAGCAUUUACCGGUCACUUCGCUUUUAACGGACGAUGAUUAUCCGGAGAUAAGAGCGGGUUACACGAAAUACCCGGUUUGGGUAACCGCUUAUAACCGGUCAGAGAGAUGGGCCGGUGGGUUUUACAGUGAUAGGAGCCGUGGAGAUGAUGGCUUAGCUGUAUGGAGUAGCAGGAACAGAGAGAUAGAGAACAAAGACAUAGUGAUGUGGUACAAUGUUGGGUUUCAUCACAUUCCAUACCAAGAAGAUUUUCCAGUAAUGCCAACUCUUCACGCUUUGCGUGAGAAGCAUGAGAAGGAAGUAGAGAAUCUAACAUUGACGACACAACCUUUCAAUACAUUGAAGUUGUUUGUUGAAGCUACUGUUCUAUACAUUAAGCGAUCGAUAUCGUAUCUGCUAGCUCAUGGAGGUUGGUUCAUGCUUAUAACCACUUUGUUAGUUGGAUUUGGAGUUUUGCUUGUAACUGUUGAUGGACCUCAUGGGAAGCAUGUUGAAGAAGUAUUGGAGUAUGUCCGAUAUAGCUUAUGGUGGAUAGCACUUGGUGUAGCUUCUUCUAUUGGUCUUGGAUCUGGUCUUCAUACUUUUGUUCUCUAUUUGGGUCCACACAUUGCUUUGUUUACUCUAAAAGCAACGCAUUGUGGCCGGGUUGAUCUAAAAUCUGCACCGUAUGAUACAAUACAGUUGAAACGGGUUCCCUCGUGGCUUGACAAAUCUUGUUCAGAGUUUGGUCCUCCUUUAAUGAUAUCAGCUGCUGGAUCUCGUGUUCCCCUUACUAGUAUAUUGCCACAAAUCCAAUUGGAGGCGAUUUUAUGGGGUAUCGGGACAGCUCUCGGGGAGCUUCCUCCGUAUUUCAUCUCAAGAGCAGCAAGUAUUUCUGGGAGCAGAGUGGAUGGCAUGGAAGAAUUAGAUGGUUCCUCAUCUGAGGACAGCGGAUUUAUGGCGACUUACCUGAACCGGAUUAAGCGUUGGCUAUUAACCCAUUCGCAGCACUUGAAUUUCUUUACUGUCUUGGUUCUUGCUUCGGUCCCAAAUCCUUUGUUUGACCUUGCUGGAAUAAUGUGUGGACAAUUCGGGAUUCAGUUUUGGGAAUUCUUUCUGGCAACUUUAAUCGGAAAGGCGAUCAUCAAAACUCACAUACAGACGAUCUUUAUCAUCUGCGUAUGUAAUAACCAACUGCUUGAUUGGAUGGAGAACGAGCUAAUCUGGAUACUUAGCCACGUCCCCGGUUUGGCUUCUGUGUUGCCUGGACUCACAGCCAAACUUCACGCCAUGAAAGAGAAGUAUAUUGAUGCACCACCUCCUGUUCCAUCUCAUAUCAAGGUGAACAAAUGGGAUUUUUCUUUUGCAACGAUCUGGAACGGGAUAGUGUGGCUCAUGAUCCUCAACUUCUUCGUAAAGAUUGUGACAGCAACCGCACAGAGACAUUUGAAGAAGAAACAAGAGAAAGAAAUCGCGGUUUUGACUCAUUCAGAUUGA